Messenger RNA from Pelobates fuscus (common spadefoot toad), 2213 nucleotides. It is a transcript of the gene GLA, whose product is annotated as galactosidase alpha. Gene Ontology annotation, biological process: oligosaccharide metabolic process; glycoside catabolic process. Gene Ontology annotation, cellular component: cytoplasm. Gene Ontology annotation, molecular function: alpha-galactosidase activity. The transcript is spliced from 7 exons. Bases 178 to 1422 code for a protein of 414 amino acids. Lineage: Eukaryota; Metazoa; Chordata; Amphibia; Anura; Pelobatidae. The record is from RefSeq and is a predicted model, not a curated record.
ACCUCGCGCUGUGAUUGGUGGAAGCUGUUUUCUUUAGUAACAUUCGGCGGCCAAUAGGGCAGCUUUCUUGUGACCAUUUAAUAAAAUCCCGGAAGCGGCAACUAUUCUGAGCGUUCGAUCACUGGAUACAUAGUUUCGCUGUAACCACUGCUUCCUCAUUACUUGCAAUAAGACGUGAUGGGGCUGCAAAGUCUGCUAUCGGGGGCAUGUCUUACUUUUAUACUUGGGCUAGCAGUUGUGCCCCUCCAGGUCCGCGGUCUGAAUAAUGGCUUGGCACUCACACCCCCCAUGGGCUGGCUGCACUGGGAGAGAUUCCUGUGUGAGACUGACUGUCAGAAAGAACCUUGGCGAUGCAUAAGUGAGCAGCUUUUCAUGCAGAUGGCUGAUAUGAUGGUGUUUCAGGGAUGGCUGGAUGCUGGAUAUCAAUAUGUGUGUAUUGAUGACUGCUGGCUCGCUCCAGAGAGAGACGCAAACAAUAGGUUACAAGCUGAUCCCAUUCGAUUCCCUGGGGGCAUCAAGAAGCUAGCUGAUUAUGUGCACGGUCGUGGACUCCUCCUAGGUAUAUACCAGGAUGUUGGGAAGAAGACAUGUGCAGGGUUUCCAGGCAGCAAAGAUUUUUAUGAUCUGGAUGCUCAAACCUUUGCUGAUUGGGGAGUGGAUCUGCUCAAAUUUGAUGGUUGUUAUUACGGUACCCUGGAUGAACUGGAAGAUGGAUACCGUCGCAUGUCUGUGGCACUGAAUCGUACAGGGAGGAAUAUUGUAUUAUCCUGUGAAUGGCCACUUUAUGCCAGACCCUUAACAAAGGUGAAUUACACCGAAGUUGCAGAAUAUUGUAACUCAUGGAGGAAUUUUGCUGAUGUCUCAGAUUCCUGGUCCAGUGUCAAAGCUAUCCUGGACUGGACAGCAAUCUUGCAGAAUUCACUGGUGCCUGCGGCUGGUCCAGGUGCCUGGAAUGACCCCGACAUGCUUGUCAUCGGUAACUUCGGUUUGAGCUGGGACCAGCAGGUAACACAGAUGGCCUUGUGGUGCAUCAUGGCCGCCCCUCUGUUAAUGUCCAAUGACCUCCGAGAUAUUAGUGCUGAAUCAAAAGCUCUUCUACAGAACAAAGAAGUAAUUGCGAUUAAUCAAGACCCCCUUGGUGCUCAAGGAUACAGAAUUCUCAUGGAUUCCAACUUUGAGCUGUGGGAAAAGCCUCUCUCUGCAAGUUCUUUGGCUGUGUCUAUAACAAAUCGGAUGGAACAAGGUGGCCCUCGACGCAUUGAAUUUUCAGCAACCAUGUUAUGGAAAGGAAAUGUUUGUAAGAAAAAGUGUUACAUUACACAGCUGCUUCCCACGCGGCAAGAAUAUGGUUAUUUGAAUAUGACUGCCAAAUUGCCUCUUUGGGUCAAUCCUACAGGAACCAUAUUACUUAGAAUAGACUGAGCUUUCCUCCACUUUGAAAUUAUGGCAUAAAUAUAGAACUGAUGUGUUGGCAAUGACAACACACAUUGGGAAUACUUGUAUUGUCCCUAUCAAAGAAGGUAUAGUGUUUAAACAAAAGUUGCACAUGGGUUAAGCUCACUUAUAUAGCGCAUUUACAACUUGUGAAAAUAGAAUGCUGUUGCCUACACAAGUGAAGUGUUUACUACAACAAAGAAGAUACAGCCACUUCCUUUUUCCAUUAUAUAGAGGCAUAUAGCAAAACAUAAAUCAAGGGUCGUGACAGAGUACAGAUAAUCAUUUUCUAUAAAGACACAUACUUUUAAUUUCUCAAUCUAGAUUUCUAUUUUUCUUGAAAAUCAUGUAUUUUUAAAUUGAUAUUGAUAUGACGACAAAUGAAAUCCUUUAACAAUUUUACAAUUACAUUGUUAUAUCCGUUAAUAUGGCUCUAUUCAUGAAAUAAAAACCAGAAGACUGUGUUCUAUAGAAGUACUGUCUGUUUUAACAGUGUCCAUGGAACCCCAACGCUUUCCACUGCUGGUUUAAGAGCUUACACAUUUACCUUACACUGCACAUAAUUGCAACGAUGUCUUGGUUCCCCCGUUUGCUAGUGCUUUGCAGGGAGCCAACUGAGCAUUUUACUUUUCUUUUCUCUCCAUCUCUUCCAUUAUCCUGUGCUGAGUUUCCUGAUAAAUGGUAUUGAGAUAUGAGCAAUGUCAUAUCUCUGUGUAAUCCUUCUAAAGGGGCGCUCACAUCACAGAUAUAUUCAAAACUAGAUUUUAUAAGUUUAUACA